CGCAAUGCAUUCACUGAACGAUCACAAUGCAAUAUAUGUGCGCCAUGGAUGAUGCCACUGCCGUCUUCUGACGUGACCGAAUCCAGCCUCAUAACACAAGCCAUCGUCCAUCCCUGAUCGGGAUAUCACCAGGAAUGCUAACUAAAAUGGCCACCAACGAAAAAGACGUCCGACUUCAGGUACUUUUUUGUCCUCUCUGUCUCGAAAGUUUCAACAAGGCAACUCUCCUCAACUGUGGUCAUACCUUCUGCCAGAACUGCUUGGAGGUGUACGAUGACAAAAAUCGCCAUCUUGACCACAUGGUAUGUCCUGUAUGCAAGAAUUGUACUUAUCUUGGGGCCGAACGGGUUGCAGAACUCGCUCCUAACUACCUGGUCAGGAAUCUGGAGGACGAUUUGCAUUUGUUGACAGAAACUCUCUCGCCAAACGUUUGCUUAGAACACAGUAGGGUUUUCAGGGAUAUCUUGUGUGAAGAUUGUCAGGAAUUUGUUUGCCUCCAUUGCUUCUUGGACUGCCAUCAGGGACAUGUCAUCAAAAAGAAAGAGGAGUUAGAUAGAGAAUUUGAAGACAAGGAAAGGGCUCUUGUUCGUCAAAGCGAUACCAGGAAGUCCCAGAUAGAAAAGGUCAUCUAUAGUACCGAGCAACAUAAAAACAAAAUCUCGUCACAUCUGAAUGCUUUGGAAUCACAGAUCAGGGACCAACUUGCACAAAAGAGAACCAUACUCCUGCAGAAUGAAACAUUGCUCUUGGAUACUGUAAAUGAACAUAGAUCAGCAUUAAACAAGGCCUGUGAUAACUGGGUUGGUCACAACAAACGGCUAAUAGACAACAUAAACAGCUCGUUGUCGGAGAUACGACGUAAAUCGACUCGUUUUGUUGAUUUGAGCACACUUAAGGCCCAUAACCUACUUUGUAGUAACCUAGAGAACCUACUAGCAGAAAGUGUUGAACGAACAUCUUUCAGUGAUGUUGGUCAAGAAAUCAGGAGAAUACAUUUCUGCCCAGCAGAUGACAAAGUUCUUGAGCUUGGCUGUCUAGUUUUCAAGGAAGUCAGUUACUCAGCUAGUAAGACCCACGGUGAAAAUCAGUUUAGUGAAGAAGACGAUAGUAUCUCCUCAAAAGAAUGUAAUCAAGAAGAUGAUAGGAGCACCUCAACUGUUCUUGGAGCUGUAGCUCCUGUAGAAUUUAGCAUUGAAAGUCGCGAAAAUGCCGUUCCUAACGGGGAAUCAAGUAAUGCUCAAGCGGUUGCACUGUCCGUACCAGCCCAGAUAAGAACCUACACGUUGAGUAUCGCAAGAAAGAUAGAUUUAGCGGGGUACAUGCGAGGCAUUGCUGCACUUUCCCCUGAUUCUGUCGUGGUCGGUUAUGGAUUGAACCGAAACGGUGCAGAUCGUUUUUCGGUGUCUGGGGAAAAGAAACAAUAUUUGAAGGGUAAAGUCGGGCAGGUCUGGGACAUUGCCUUCUUAGGCGAUGGGAGGUCCGUCGUUUCUCACGGUGCUCAACCUUGUAAGGUGUACGACGUCAACAACAUAUACACCGGUCUUCAAUAUACCCGCAAGGAAGGCAACAACUACUUCAGCUUAUGCAGUGACCGCAGUGGCAAAAUAUAUGCAGUCAAUGACAACCCAGAGAUCUACAUCUUCGAAGGCACUAAUGCUAAUCCUCAUCAAACCUUGUCGACGGGUAACAUCAAGCCAGAACACAUUUGUGUCACCACAUGCGGGUGGAUGAUCACUACCACGUGUUGCAUCACACCAAGUCGGAUCAACCUCUACGAUAGGCAAGGCCAUGUCGGUAUCUCACUUACUGCAAGUGAUAACCAUGAAUAUCUGUAUGCUGCUGUGGAUAGCGAGGACAGGGUUCUGGUGGCAAGAGUUCGUGAGAGAUCGACCGUUUUCAAGCUAGCGCUCUACAGGAUCAAAGAAACAAGACUCGUAGAGGAGAAGGCGUUUGCUCCAAUCAAACUCCCGCGACAAAUCAAAUGCAAAUGGUGCUACAUGGUGAGUCUCACACCAAACAUGCUCGCGUUUGCCACCUUGGAUCAUCAUUUGUACUUUAUUGAACUUCUGAUGUAGUUGAGCUCUAUUCACAUAUGGAUGAGCGUUUGCUGAUCUUUGUAGAUAAUUCUGGUCUAAAUUAUGCGCAAGACCAUCAUCUUGCAAUGAUACGCUGUGAUGAAAAUGACGACCAUAUUGUAUCAACACUAAAGAAGUAUUUGUAUGGCGCUGACCUUAUAUUUCAAAAUCUGGGCAGGACUGAAUUAUAAAAGGCUUUGGGAAUUCGGAUUUUUUUUCGAUCGUUCGUUUGCCUAAAUCUUGAAUAAGGUAUAAUGCACCUUGCUUGCCAAUAGUUCUUGUGCUGAAUCGGGUUAACAAGGCUCGUGCUUUCGCAGAAGAUUGUCAAGAAAGCUUGUCUUUUAACCAGCCCUACCCCUCCGGAUUCUGGUGAUAUGUAUUAACUGAUGCAUGGUAUUUGUCCACUACGUACCAUAUGUGUUAAUUCUAUAUCAAAAAUAAUAAUAAAUGAUGUAAUAAUAUAAUGAAUUGACAUGACACCAAGCGUGAAUUAGAUAAAAUAAAAAUUAGACCAGGUGACGAUUAGCCCUAAUGGGUAUUAGACUAAUUGGCGAUUAGACCGAGUGGUCAUUAGUCGGUUUUGGUAUUAGACCAAUUGGUCAUUAUAUCAUUUGGCUAUCAGACCAAUUGAAUAUUAGACAAAGUGGAAAUUAGACCAAGUGGUGUAAAACUAACUGGAAAUUAGACUAAAUGGUUUUAGCCCAACUGCUGAUUAGACGAGGUGGAUAUUAGACCAACUGGUUGUAGGCGAAAUGAGUUUAGACUAAGUGAAGUUAGAUGAACUGAUUAGUAGACCAAUUGGUAUUAGACAAUCCGAUAAUUCACCAAAUGGAAGAGCAUUAUCAAAUC
Molecule: messenger RNA, 2924 nt
Organism: Lytechinus variegatus (green sea urchin)
Lineage: Eukaryota; Metazoa; Echinodermata; Echinoidea; Temnopleuroida; Toxopneustidae
Exons: 2
Coding region: 135-2075 (646 amino acids)
Biological process (GO): positive regulation of DNA-templated transcription
Cellular component (GO): nucleoplasm; chromatin
Molecular function (GO): ubiquitin-protein transferase activity
Source: RefSeq, a predicted model, not a curated record